Molecule: messenger RNA, 2040 nt
Organism: Papaver somniferum (opium poppy)
Lineage: Eukaryota; Viridiplantae; Streptophyta; Magnoliopsida; Ranunculales; Papaveraceae
Product: ATP-dependent DNA helicase Q-like 1
Exons: 10
Coding region: 60-1940 (626 amino acids)
Biological process (GO): double-strand break repair via homologous recombination
Cellular component (GO): nucleus; chromosome; cytoplasm
Molecular function (GO): ATP binding; 3'-5' DNA helicase activity; nucleic acid binding
Source: RefSeq, a predicted model, not a curated record
UUUUGUAUACAAGCACUUCUUAGCGCGGGAGAUUUUCAGUUUCUCCGUGAUUCUCAAAAAUGGGCCGCGAUUUAGAUGCAGAAAAACUUCGUCUAAUCACUUUAGCUCUGGAUUUUGGUUUCGAUGAAGAUUCUUCUAAAAAAUGCUUAGAUCGGCUCAUAGAUCUAUACGGCGAAGAUGGGAAAGAUUUUGUUACCGUGGAGCAUUGUGGUGAUGAUUAUCUUACAGAAUUGGCUGAGUUUAUGCAAGAUAGUGAAGAUUGGGAUGAUUUACAAGCGGUGGAAACUGAAGCAUGUGGGGUUUUAAGUGAGAUGCUUGAGACUGAAGUUGAUGCUCGUGAUUACGUACCAGAAGAAGAUAACGCCACAAGGGAUUAUAUCGACGUUAUUGAGGAUUCACCUGAGCCGAAGAAGAAAAAGCAAUUGUUAAGGGUAGAUUCUUCUAGUGAGGAUGAAGACUUGGAUUUUGAGAUUUCCACAAGGUUGGGUUGUAAAGCCAAUCCUUCGAUAUCUCUUGAUAAAAAGAGCUCGCAUAACAACACGGGAAGCUCGGCGAACCGUUCUUCAACAUCUACUACGUGCAGAAGCAGUAUUUUUAAAGAUUCAGGCUCUUCAAUAUCCAGCUUGAAAAAUUGUCCAAGAGUAUCAGAUCAAGACCAAGUAACUCUGGGAUAUGAAGAUUUACGAGCUCUUGAUGAUAUUGAAUUAGCUAAUGUGGUCAUAUUUGGUAAUAAAUCAUUUCGCCCUCUGCAACAUCAGGCUUGUAAGGCAUCCCUGGAGAAGAGAGAUUGCUUUAUUCUUAUGCCUACGGGUGGUGGCAAAAGUUUAUGUUACCAGCUCCCAGCAACUCUACAGACCGGGGUUACUAUUGUUGUGUCCCCUCUGCUUUCCCUUAUUCAAGAUCAGAUUGUUACAUUGAACCUCAAAUAUGGCAUCCCGGCAACAUUUUUAAAUUCCCAACAAACUUCUACACAGGCAGCAGCAGUCUUUCGAGAGUUGAGGUCAAAUAAACCGUCAUGCAAGCUUCUAUAUGUCACUCCUGAAAGGAUUGCUGGAAAUGCAUCUUUUCUUGAUAUAUUACGAUGCCUGCGUCAGAAGGGGCAACUAGCAGGAUUUGUCGUUGAUGAAGCACAUUGCGUAAGCCAAUGGGGAUAUGAUUUUCGUCCAGACUACAGAGCAUUAGGAUGCCUUAAACAGAAUUUCCCAGAUGUUCCGGUGAUGGCAUUAACUGCAACUGCCACCAAGUCAGUCCGAAAGGAUAUACUAAAUGCUCUUAGGAUCCCUUAUGCCCUUGUUCUUGAGACAAGCUUUGACAGACCAAAUUUGAAGUAUGAAGUGAUCGUAAAAACUAAGGAUCCAUUGAAGCAGGUCGGUCAAUUAUUAGAAGACCGUUUCCAUAAUAUGUCUGGAAUUGUUUAUUGUCUUUCGAAAAAUGAGUGUGAGGAUGUUUCCAAAUAUUUAAACGAAAAAUGUAAGAUAAAGACGGUGUAUUACCAUGCUGGUUUAACUGCUCGCCAAAGAAUGGAAGCUCAGAAGAAAUGGCACACAGGACAAGUCCGUGUUGUGUGUGCUACCAUUGCCUUCGGGAUGGGGAUAGACAAGCCUGAUGUUCGUUUUGUUGUGCACAACACCAUGUCCAAAUCGAUAGAAAGCUAUUAUCAGGAAUCAGGGAGGGCAGGAAGAGAUUGUCAGCCAGCUGUGUGCAUUGCCCUUUAUCAGAAGAAGGAUUUCAGCCGCGUUGUGUGUAUGUUACGAAAUGGACAACGAGGAAAAUCUGAAAGCUUCAAAGCUAGCAUGGAUCAAGCACAGAAAAUGAAGUUUUACUGUGAAUUGAAGACUGAAUGCAGGAGGCAAACACUUCUCGAACAUUUCGGCGAAUCCUUUGAUAGAAAUCGUUGUCAGAAUGGUCCGAAUCCUUGUGAUACUUGCAUUAAGGAAUGAGCAUCACUUUGUUUGUACCCUGAUAUAUACUGAAUCAAAUCAAAAGCCAUGAGCCUACCGACAGAGCACCUGGUGCUGAACAUCCAAGCCUAAUGCAAAU